GGGCAGGCGCGCCGGCUGCAUCCCCAUCCUCGGCGUCGCCCGGCACGGCGCGCGGGCGAGCGGCGCGGGCGGCCGGAGCGCGGCGGGCGGAGUGCCAGGCCGGCCAUGGCCACCACCAGCACCACGGGCUCCACCCUGCUGCAGCCCCUCAGCAACGCCGUGCAGCUGCCCAUCGACCAGGUCAACUUUGUAGUGUGCCAACUCUUUGCCUUGCUAGCAGCCGUUUGGUUUCGAACUUAUCUACGUUCAAGCAAAACUAGCUCUUUUAUAAGACAUGUCGUUGCCACCCUUUUGGGCCUUUAUCUUGCACUUUUUUGCUUUGGAUGGUAUGCCUUACAUUUUCUUGUACAAAGUGGAAUUUCCUACUGUAUCAUGAUCAUAAUAGGAGUGGAGAACAUGCACAAAUAUUGUUUUGUGUUUGCUUUGGGAUACCUCACAGUGUGCCAAAUUACUAGAGUCUAUAUCUUUGAUUAUGGACAAUACUCUGCUGAUUUUUCAGGCCCAAUGAUGAUAAUUACCCAGAAGAUCACUAGUUUGGCUUAUGAAAUUCAUGAUGGGAUGUUUCGAAAGGAUGAAGAACUGACAUCAUCACAGAGGGGGUUAGCUGUAAGGCGCAUGCCAAGCCUCCUGGAGUACCUGAGCUACAACUGCAACUUCAUGGGCAUCCUGGCGGGCCCACUCUGCUCCUACAGAGACUACAUCACCUUCAUCGAGGGCCGGGCGCACCACAGGGCACCGCCAGGCGCAAGUGGGAAAGAGGACAUGCCCUGCGAGAGAGCAGAGCCGUCUCCGAACGUCGCAGUCAUUCAGAAGCUCUUAGUCUGUGGACUUUCCUUAUUCUUUCACCUGACCAUCUCUAAAACAUUACCUGUGGAGUAUAACAUUGAUGAGCAUUUUCAAGCUACAGCUUCAUGGCCAACAAAAGUCGUCUAUCUCUAUGUCUCACUUUUGGCUGCCAGACCCAAAUACUAUUUUGCAUGGACCUUAGCUGAUGCUAUUAAUAAUGCUGCAGGCUUUGGUUUCAGAGGAUAUGAUGAAAAUGGAACAGCUCGUUGGGACUUGAUUUCCAAUUUGAGAAUUCAACAAAUAGAGAUGUCAACAAGUUUCAAGAUGUUUCUUGAUAAUUGGAAUAUUCAGACAGCUCUUUGGCUCAAAAGGGUUUGUUACGAACGAGCCUCCGUGAGUCCAACUAUCCAGACAUUCAUUCUGUCUGCCAUUUGGCAUGGGGUGUAUCCAGGAUAUUACCUGACGUUUCUGACAGGAGUGGUGAUGACAUUGGCAGCGCGAGCUAUGAGAAGUAACUUUCGGCAUUAUUUCAUCGAACCUCCCCAACUGAAAUUAUUGUAUGAUGUUCUAACAUGGGUAGUGACUCAAAUAGCAAUAAGCUACACAGUUGUGCCAUUCGUCCUUCUCUCCAUAAACCCGUCGCUCGCGUUCUACAGCUCCUGGUAUUACUGCCUGCACAUUGCUGGUAUCUUAGUAUUAUUGUUGCCGGUGAAAAAAACUCAAAGAGGAAAGACUCCACAUGAAAAUGUGCAGCUGUCUCGAUCCAAACAGUGUGAUGAAAGAGAAAAUUCUUUGGGACAGAAUAGUUUUUCCACAACAAACAAUGUUUGCAAUCAGAAUCAAGAAAUAGCCUUUAGACAUUCAUCAUUAAAGCAAUGAAGGGGAAAACACUCUGAUGGCUAUUUUGUCUCUGUUAACAGAAACCAAUCUUAGCACCUUUUCGAGGGAUUUGUGUUCGUUUGAAAAAGAUGAAGUAGGGGGGCAAAUGGGACGGAUCUAGAUGGGGAAUUUCCUGUAUACCAGAUUGGGAAUGGAGUGAAUAACCUCUCCCAUGCCAUGUCCCUGUGGGUCACGCCUUAUAUAAAAAUAUUUCCAUUAUUUCAAUGGGCACUCAGGACCUCAGCAGAUGUCCGUAGGGUCAUACAUGUGCCCUGUUGCUGAAUGUAUGUUGCGUAUCCUAAGGCACUGAAGAGGUGGAAAACUAACCCUGUCGAUCUAGAUGAUUGAGCGAAAUUACCUUUUCCAAAUGAAUGUCUUGCCUUAAACCCUCUAUUUCCUAAAAUAUUGUUCCUAAAUGGUAUUUUCAAGUGUAAUAUUGUGAGAACACUAUUUCAAUAUUUGAUGUCAUGUGCUGUAAAGGAAUUCUGGAGGAAUUUCAAACAGGAUAUUUAAGAUUGUGGACACUUUAAAAAUGCAAUAAACAUCUCAGUAUUUGAAGGGUUUUCUUAAAGUAUCUCAAAUGACUAUAGUACGUAGCGAAACUGUAAACAGUUAAUGGAUGCCAAAUUAUGGGUAGCUUGUUGUCCUGGAGAGUUUAAUUACUUUGUGUCAGUCAGAGCCCAUCAAGGAAGAAUUUCUUCAACAUAAUUAAAGGUUGGUAAUGUGAUAUUUUAAGCUUAUUUUCUUAAAAAAAAAAAAAGAAAGAAAGAAAACUGAGCAAGAGAAGAUGACGAAGGAAGGCAUGAAUGAAGGAAGCACCACAUGGACCGGGGCUGGAGCCGUGGCAAGGCUGGGUGGGACAGUGCACAGUUGCUCAGCAGUUCUUUCUCUGAGUUCUUUGUGAUUCUGUAAAGACAUAAACGUGUAAUGAUUCCUUAAUAUGUUGGACUUUUAAAUGAAACUUACCAAGCAUAAUUUAUAUAGAAUUAUAGAGGGAUUAUGAAAAUAAUCGUGGUAGAUUGCACAAGGGCUAUGAAGGAGAAAUCACGGAGUAAGGUGACCAUCUGUCUAAUCACUUCCUUAUCCUUGACAGCGUAACUCAUAAUUGGGAAAGUCUUAGAGAAAUGAAAGCUUACAGUCAUUGGGUCUGACCCUCAUGUUUAGAGAAUCAAAGAAAUUAAUUUUUUUUUAAAGAUUUUAUUUAUUUAUUUGAGAGAGAGAGAAUGAGAGACAGAGAGCAUGAGAAGGAGGAGGGUCAGAGGGAGAAGCAGACUCCCUGCCGAGCAGGGAGCCCGAUGCGGGACUCGAUCCCGGGACUCCAGGAUCAUGACCUGAGCCGAAGGCAGUCGCUUAACCAACUGAGCCACCCAGGCGCCCCCAAAGAAAUUAAUUUCUAAACUCUUAAAUUCUCACAUUAAAAUUUUGCUUUAACUCUUUUUUUAAAAUUAUUAUUUAUUUGACAGAGAGAGAGACAGCGAGAGAGGGAAUCCAAGCAGGCGGAGUAGGAGAGGGAGAAGCAGGCAGAUCAGGGAGUCCAGUGGGGGUCCCCGAUCCCAGGACCCUGGGAUCAUGACCUGAGCUGAAGGCAGAUGCUUAACGACUGAGCCACCCAGGCGCCCCUGCUCUUAACUCUCUUUAAUGAGUUUUAGAUUCUGAAAGUAGCAAAGUGUGCUCUUAUCCUCUAGGCCAUUUUCACCACAAUUAAUCUCACCUCCAAUUACCGGAUGUCUCCUUUAAUCCCAUCCGGGCUUUAGCCAUAGGUAGUAAAUCCCAAAUCCUGGGAUCAUGGGCUGGGAGAGAGGAGGGUGGGCAGGGCCUUCUGACUCCACCUUCAUUUGACCAAUCUUUUAUUGGAUUUCACCUUUAUUUGACCAGUUUGUUUUCUUUUUUGCCUUAGAUUUUUAAUGAAAUGCAAAUCGUCUAUCUCUGGUGAGUCUUUUAUAUUUUUGUCGCGAAUAAGUUUGCAGAUGAAGUUAGGGCAGAACCACUCUCUGGCUUAAGCUGUGCAGUUUUUCAUUUAAAGGAGAAAGGAACAGCAAAUGUACUUGGAACUUUUGAGGUCUUAAUCAGCAAAAAUAUCAGUGUAUCUUUGUAGAAUGUUAGAAAUAUCCUAGUCUUUGUUUACAUAAAAUGUUUUUAUUUUUCUAAAGGUAAAUUUUUUCUACCUGCUGAGGUUAGCCAUGCCCCAUUAACUUCCCAGAAAAGGAUGGAUAGCUAAAUAAAUUUUCUCUGUUUUCCCAUGCAUUGAAAUUAAGCUAGCUGUGUAAUGUGAGAGGAUAGAAAAGAAUAAUCAUGGAAAGUAUCUGUCCCCAAAAGGUCUCCUCAGUUUAAUUAAUGCUGCAGAGAAUCUGAUCACUAUUUUUAAAAAAUGUAAACAAAUUUAGAGUUUAAAGGACAAGUCUAGGCAUGUCAUAAGUGAAAACAAGAAAGCUUAAUAAAACUUUUUUUCAGCCCAUCUGGCCAUUUAUAAAUCAUCCCUAUUUAUUUCUAUUACUUAUGUCAUUUCUUAGUCUGUAAACCUAAAAUCACUGUUACCUGUUUCUUGCUUGAUGAAUGUACUCUUAGAGCUGUCAUGCAGACAGCAAGAUGACUAAGAGUUCUCCAGUUGCUCUGAAGAUGAUACAUUAUCUCUACAGUUUGACUGAUUUUCAUCCCCUUGGAUCAACUAGGUUUUUUGUUUUUUGUUUUUUUUUAAUUUUGUAUGAAAGGGUUUUUGGAUAGCUUUUGUCUAAUUUUGGAGAAAUUAUAACCAUAAAUGUGUAAUCUAGAAGAAAAACUAAAAUAAUUCUAAUUCUCAGCUUGACUUUUCUCCUCAAGAAGAAACUCUUUGUACUCUAUGAAAGAAUAUAUCUGCUUGGAUGGAGUGUUAUAAGGAUUAAUGCUUCACUUCUGCUUACAGUAGGAGAUUUGAAAACUGGUCUGUCUCCCUCCACGUACUGCUAAGUAUAAAGGGAUUCGUUGUACUAUGUGUUUCUUCUUUUUUGAUCAACAGAACAAGAUGCAGUACAUAUUUCUAUUAUUUCUCAACUCUUCGGUUGUCAUGAAACUACUCCAGAGAUGAUCAAUGACCAUCAUACUUAAACUCUUGAUCCAUUAUUAUACUACUCAGGGAAAAAAAAUUAAACAAAAAUAAUUAUUCUUCCCUCAGUUUCAUUUUUUUGAAACAGUAACAGUUAAUUUGAUGUAUCUCAGCUAUCACCAUUUUCUAAGUAGCAGUCUCAGUUUUUUAAAAUAAGCAUUUUUAUUGGAACUCAGGGUAAUUGGGGAAAUUUUCUUGGCUUCUAAAACAUCCAGCCUAUUAGAGAAGGUUUAUUUGGCUUCUGCAAUGUCCAGCCACCACCAUACUUUUGGUUAAAGAGUGUUUUUGUCAUUGACUCCCGCCAUGUGUGACAUUUCCACAGAUGCCAGUUUUUAGAAAAAUGUGCGGUAAAAAGGAUGGUUCUAAACAAUAAAGGUAACUCACAUUGAAGCACUGAUUGUCCUGGGAGGAGACCCGGAUGUUCAUCUGGCUCUGUUAUUAAUGAGUUAGGAUUUGGGCAAGUCACCUGUCCUCUAGAUGGAAGUUCUUUAAUAGGAAGUUAAAGGAUCAGUUCCAAAAGUUUAUGACCAAUUGUGUUUGUAAUCUGUGGGAGCCAUUAGCAAGAUCUGCAAGAGUCAUGGACAAGGGCAGAUUCACCAUCAAGUAAAAAAAAAAACUCUUAUUACUUGAGCUCAAAGCCCUGACUUUUCAAAAGGUUUUCUUGGCAACAGAGGAACACCUUCCACUCUGUUAAAUCAGAAGGUGUGGCAGCAUCCAUUUUCACUGAAUAUAGCCCUUAAAGUGCAUCUUUGAUGAUGAAAUAGUCUCUGUUGAAGGAAACAUGUUUUCCUUUUGCUUUUUCUGCUUGUUUGGUUGGUUGUGCUAGGUGAAAUUGAAGGUGCUCUAUGCUAGAAAAUGUUAGUACAAACCACCAAGUUUACUGGACAGGGUUUACCUUAUUUAACUUCUCAAAUAUUAUUUCAUUCAAAGAUAGUUAAGGCACAUUUCAUUUAGUUACACAUUUUAAACUACAAAAGAAAUUACAUUAAAAUUUUGCCAUACAAAUAAUUACAAAACUUACACUUUUUUAAUUUAAGGACUAGAUUACAUUUAGGACAAAGAAAAAUCUUUCCUAUUUAAAAUUCAUACCUUGUAAGUUUUAAUCUGCAUAUUCAUGAACAGCUCUGGACAUUUAUACUUUUUUGUUUCCUUGUUACAAACUUUAAAAUUGUUAGAUAAUUAACUGUAAGAGUUCUACAUUAUAAUUGAAAGAAAAAAUUACUGGAGAAAAUAAUUGUUUCGGAAUGGUGCCUGUUAUUGUGUCAAGGAAGGAUUUGUCUGGAGUUUUAAAUAUAAACCAGUAUUUUAUGGAGUUUUAUUCAGCCACCAGUCGUCUAUCCUGGCUGAAAUUGAGUACAUCAGAUUUAACAUAGGUGUGGAGUUCUACAUAACACUGUGAAAUAUAAUCUUAACUGCCCUCAAGUACCUUAUUAAACUCUUACUCUGAACCCGGUGUACAUUUAAUAAAUGGCUGAUGAUUUCUACAAGAAUCUGAGAUGCAGAAAGUUCUGCUUUCCGCAGCUGUCCUUGUAAAAGUGGGUUUGUAUCAGUGCAUGGGCGCUCCUGAUGCUCAAGGAAAAGAUUUGCUAAGUUGCACCUGAAACUUGGGUUUGAAAGAUCAGCCUGUCGAGGGUCUGCACAGUGUGUUUCUGCAGCACCGUGUGGCCAAAUCAAUUCAUACCAACUCUCAUUACAGAAGAAAAUUUAAAAUGAAAUUUUCCACGUCGGUUAUUUUGUAGGAAUGCUCUUAAGAUCAAUGACUAAGCUGUUUUUGAGGCUCUCGUUGUACAGAGGAUGCAGCCAAUUACAUUUUAAUUGGUAGGCUGCUUAUUAAUGUUUUUAUAUGUUUUAAAAUAAUAUUUAAUAGAUUUUUCAUAUGAAAACCCCAGUAAACAAUGGACAAGCUCCAUAGGCCAUUGAUUGGGACAAUUUUCUGGCCUGAAGACACACUUUUAUGCUGACUAAUUUGUCUUGCCUUUUAAACUAAUUAUACUCGUCUUCUUCUAGUAAAACUUUUAUAAAGCAAAAACAAAAAAAAACCCCCAAGACUGUAUAGUUCUAUAAAGAAUAGUAUAAAGGUCCAUACAAAAUCACGGUCUAAAGCUUACUCAAUGAUGCAUAGCCACCUCUCCAUUCAUGUUUUAUCAGAUUUUGCUACUGUAAAAAGAAAUGGAAAUGUAAUGAAAAACUGAAAGAUACAGAGCAACAUCAGUAGAAUGACAAACCAUUUUCCUAAUACAUGUUUGAGAUGGAAAAAGUGACUGGCUGCCUUUGACAGGAGUCAGAAAUGACUGUAUCCUGCCCAGUCUCUAUUUUGGGGUAACUACUUGGAGAAACUAAUUUGGUAAUAUCCGUUUUUGUCCUUUCCUGCUAAAGGACAAACACAUGUAAAGAGUUUGACAGACUUAUAAAAUAGGCCUCUUCCCAAUUUGAAGUAUUGGUUCUGUAUAUGCAGAUUUGUCCACAAAGUACACUUGCCCCUGACUUUUUGUCCCAAGGAGAAAGGAAUCUGACAUCCCACCCAAACAUGUCCCAAGCCGGUCUGCAUCCCUGUCCCCUGGGCGCGACCGCCUCUCCAAACCAGAAGGGUACCCUAGAAAGCAGUAGGAAUGAAAGUAAAAAAAUAAUUCAGGUGACACAAGAGAAACCCUUCCACAUGCAGAGUGAGACUGUGGGAGUUCAUUCCUGCCUUCCUCUGAGAGCCGAAUGGUGAUCUCUGCCCAGCAGGGGUUGGACCGUGUCACCCGAACAUGAGGAGGGCCCCAGUUCUGGCAGCCGGUCUUCACAGCGCUCGUCAGCCUUCCCUGGGUGAGACUAGCACGUGGUGUUCUGUGCUUUUUUUGUUUUUAUUAUUCCGAAAUAUUUUUUUAAAUAAGUGUUAUUUUUCAACAGAUCCAUAAAUUAGUUCUUGUUGUAUGGUUCUAAAUUUAAGCUACCACUGUGUCAGUUAGCCUGUGAUGUGAUAAUUCCAUGACUGCUCGUUUCCAACCUGUGUCCUCAGCGCUGCGCUGCUGGCUUAUUGCUGGGUUUUAAAGAUGUUUUUAACUUAUAUAUAAAUGUUCUUUUCUAAUUUGUGUGUCUUUAAAAAUGAUUAAACUGUAGUUUAAAAAUA
This is a messenger RNA of Mirounga angustirostris (Northern elephant seal), 7856 nucleotides long. It is a transcript of the gene MBOAT2, whose product is annotated as membrane bound O-acyltransferase domain containing 2. Gene Ontology annotation, molecular function: acyltransferase activity. Bases 106 to 1665 code for a protein of 519 amino acids. NCBI's taxonomy places the organism in Eukaryota, Metazoa, Chordata, Mammalia, Carnivora, Phocidae. The transcript has 13 exons. The record is from RefSeq and is a predicted model, not a curated record. Gene Ontology annotation, cellular component: membrane. Gene Ontology annotation, biological process: lipid modification.